GCAUUUAGCACCACAUUAAGGGUGCGGAUGCGGCAAUGUCAAAAGAAGGCUGGUUUGGCAGAGCCCUCAGAUGACCCGGUAAAAAAUGGCUAAUGUCUUCUUGGUCUCUGUUUGGGGGUUCCUUGCUGGCGCCAGCUCUUCUUUCACUUGUCCAGCCAAUAGGGCUACAGGUGGCAUUAUGAAUGUUGCGAGUUACGGGUUCUGCGAACCUCUUGCUCUCGAGAUUGCACGAAUACUAUUGAAUUGAGACGCGCUACCAGAGCGCUCGCUGGCCAAAACCAUUGUUGCGGUCUACAUACGGGGAUUCAGCACAAAC
Messenger RNA from Acanthoscelides obtectus, 316 nucleotides. The record is from the annotation of a GenBank genome assembly. Lineage: Eukaryota; Metazoa; Arthropoda; Insecta; Coleoptera; Chrysomelidae.